Messenger RNA from Schizophyllum commune H4-8, 2969 nucleotides. RefSeq lists its product as uncharacterized. The record is from RefSeq and is a predicted model, not a curated record. Lineage: Eukaryota; Fungi; Basidiomycota; Agaricomycetes; Agaricales; Schizophyllaceae. The coding region runs from base 150 to 2759 and encodes 869 amino acids. The transcript has 6 exons.
GGUCCGCCAGAAACAAGGGUUCAGGACAACGUAUCGAAAAAUUCAAACUAUCCCAGCCCCUUUGCUUGACGUGACAUACGACGUAGCGUCAAGGAAGCUUUUCGAUAGACAUAUACAGGGACCUGGUCUCUGGUCAGUUAUCUUUGAACAUGAAGACGAAUCGAGAUGCCAUUUGCAACGACAUACGGCGUGUCGUUCGACUUCCAGUCACCGAUUUCCUCUGGCAUUUCCUGCCACCGCAGCGGCUUACGCAGGAGGAGCUUGGCGUAGUGACGACGAAGCUCACAGAGGGAUGGUGCAUUCACGCGCACUUCAAUGAAGCGAUGCUCGGCAUCAAGCGCGCUCGGUUUGACGCCAUUGGACGUGCCAGUGCCCCUCUCGGGGUCGUCAACAACGAGACGCGCUGGACCGACUACGCUACGCCGCCGUCGCAGCGUGAAGGCAGCGAACAGGACGUGUACGCCGACUUGGUCGAUAUAUAUGGCCAAGUCGUGCAGCGCUGCUUGGAGGUUAAGGACGGCCUAGAACAGACUUGCGCGCUGAAGAGUAAUGGCGCUCGCUCACUUCCGAGCCAGAAGGUGAACACGGCGAUGCCGGGUGGCGUUCAUCAGCUGAAGAUCGAAUUCGGUGGCAUGUUCGACUGGGAUAGCACUGUCGUUGCCGAGGAGUACAAACUCUUGAAGGGCGCGCAGCAGUCGCCUGCGGACGAGGAUGACGAGGAUGUAGGGGCUGGCUCGGACGUCGAGGAGGACGAAGAAGAAAGCGAUGCAUUCGAGGAUGAGUAUGACGACUCCGAGAACCAGACAGUGGCGGAUCUUCUACUAGACAACUCCAAGAAGGUCAUUUGGAGCAUGCAUCAUAUCAUGCGGACCGAUGCUCGCCGGCGCUUCACCUUUGGCAUCACCAUUGCAGACACCGAGGUUCGCCUUUGGCAUGUCAAUCGCGCCGUCAUCGUCGCGAGCCAGUCUUUUGACCUCAACACGGAUGCCAACCUGGUCAUCGAUGUGUACUCUCGGCUCGCGUUUGCCAUUCCCGAAGAGCUUGGGUACGAUCUCUCGAUGGAGCGCCUCCUCUCCGAUCCAGAUCCUUCGCCCGACCGUACGAAUGGCAAGCGCUGGAAGAAUCAGUAUCGCAUCAUGGUCUGCGACGAGCCUUACAUCACCGUCAAGACCCUUGCUAAUCAGGGGGCUGAGUAUGGGUUUGGAACCUGCACGCGGGUAUUUCGCGCGUACAAGGAAAGCGACAGGUUGAUCGACGCGGACAAACGGCAGUACUACGCCAUCAAGGACAACUGGUUGGAGAAAGGCCGGCGCACCGAGUGCGAAAUUUACGACGAAAUCAUGAAGCGCAUCGAGGCGCACGACUGGCAGGGGCUGUACAACGCUGCGCCUGCGUCGCGUAUGGACUACAAGGAAUACGACAAGGCCCACAGAAAACCCGCAGAUCCCUUGUACGGGCUCAGUGCAGAUGAGCGCAAGAAGUUCUUUAUCAAGGUCAUUGGGAGCGAGGAGGUGAAAGUCAACGGGGUCGUCGAUGAUACGCAUGAUGUGAUUGGUAGGCGCGUCACUUUCCCUCAGGAAGAUCGCAAAUACCUUGCUGUCUGUGACGGGGCGAAGCUGCAUGUCAAUGAUAGAGCAGUGCUGUCCGGCUUCUCGGGCAACAUGCACAAGACCUUGUACGGAGACGACGAGGACGGGCGGUUCGACGGUGUGAUUCCCGCUAGACGGCAUCACCGAACCGUCAUGGAGGAGGCGGCGACGCUCCUCGAUCUUCCUGAUAUCAAGACGACUUUUGCGACCGUCAAGGACGCUUCUUAUGCCCUCUUCAUCUUGCACUCCAUCGGAAUGCUGUUCAGGGAUGUUAGCCCUGGCAAUAUCCUGCGCAGGAAGACCGAAUCAUCUGGCAGAGGCGUCCUCGCCGACCUUGAGUACGUCAAGUGUGUUACGGAGACGCAGUCUCAUGGCGCGCGAACUGGAACUGCAGACUUCUGUGCGGUGGAAGUCGCUAGCGGCGAUUUUCUGAUUCCGGAGGAAACAGCUUCGCCGACUAUUCCACCCGACGACAACGACGGCGAUCAGCCGUCUGCUCCUGUCCUGCCUGUCGCUGGCCGCGAUCUACAACAGAAUGCCUGGAGGUUUCGUGACGUUCACGACCUCGAGUCGAUCUUCUGGCUCAUCCUUUGGCUGCUUCUUCGGUAUGACACCAACGAACAGGUUCCUGCCGAGUACGACCCCUUGGCGAAGCGCAGAACGUUCAACAAGAUCUUCCCCCAUUACAGGUUUGAGAACAAACCUGAACGGGUAGCCGUUCUUACGAAGGAUCCGGCCCUCGACAAGGUGCUCGCCUUACUGCCGCCCACGUGGACAUUGGCGCUCGGAAACGCUCUCCGCCACUUUCGCAUUGCACUCAUGGAAGUUUACGGGGGGCCGAAGCGCCAGCCCUUGCCUCCAACCAUGUGGGCCUUGAUCUAUGUAACGUGCGCGCGGGGCGAGCGCAUAGAGAGCUCGUUCACAGACUCGUUCGUGGGGAUGUCUUGCGAAAGGCGAAAGCGCAAGCGGCGGAUGCGCAGGGCUUCGUCGAAUGCAGCGCACAAAGCUGUCGGCACGAACAGACCGUCUCACAGCGCGCAGACCAAGCGUGGCCAUGAUGAAAUGGACGGCGGCGUGGAGGAGGUUGCCGGCGAGUUAGCGGGUGCCGACUCGGCGCGUUCCACGUGGCCGGAGCCCAAGCGGAGGAAGGGCGAGACUGCGCGGCGCUGACCAGCGUGAUGGGGCACACAUCCGGGGUGGACAUGCUCAUUGGCUGGAUAUCUGGAUAUCUGGGCUGACGCCACGGAGAGAUGACAAGGGUGCUUUGAGCGUCAGAUUCUUUUUGAGAGGGUGCUAGUUAUCAUGUGCACCUAUGUAUGUUUUUAUCAUGAUGCUGUACUUUGUUUUUGUGUAUGCUGCUAUGUGAUCUUCCCGGUAAAG